AAGCUUGGGUACUGAAUAACCGUGCCUGUCUAAAAAAAAAAACAUAACUAAAAACUUUUAAAAACACCUGUAUGAGAAGAGGAAUUCUACGUGCGCCGUCUUUACCGUAAAGCCGCUUGUUGAGCCCGCCCUCUCUUUGAUAAAAAACUGUGAUGUCGCUUCGUCUUUAACGAGCUUGACCCAGAAGAACCCAGGGAAGGAGGGGAAAAGAGGGGAGAAAACACACCAUAACGGAAUAGUCUGGAAGGGGUCGGGACAAGGUUUAAACGAGCAAGUCCAUUCCUCCCUGUUUUCUGGGCUUGGUGGUUCGGUGACCUUCUAUCCAUGAGCAACUAGAGCUCACCUCUACGACCAAACCACGCCCACAGGUGAAGUGUGUAUGGAGCAGUGUGAGAGCGCAGCAGCUCUCCUGGAGUCGGUCAGGGAGCAGGAGGUGCAGUUUGAACAGCUGACCCGGGCGCUGGAGGAGGAGAGGAGGAGAGUGGGCCUCCCUGCCACCAGCCCCUCGGCCCUGGGUCGCCCCCUCCCUCACACACAGAACGGGCGUUUAGGGGAUGCAGACAUAGACCGUCUGAAACUGACUGACUCCUACAUAAACGGCACACAGUACAGAAUGGUGGACCCUGCACACGGGGCUCUGGAUGAGAGCUACACACCAGAGGACGACUCCCAGGAAGUACACUCUGUCUUUUCUGACGACGGAACCACUCGACGACCAGACAAUGGCAUGAAGAAACCAAUCUCACGCACAGUCCUGCCCUCUGACUCGAUGUCCAUCGACGGAGGCUUGUCGGUGUCUGGUAUGGGCGGCUACAGCGCCACACUGGACCGUCCUUACAGACAAGCUGGACCAGUAGAUUACCCCACGGCCACAGUUCCCAGAAACUACCACUAUGCCCCUGUUGGCGGUUACGGCGACUACCGGGGAGGCCCACCAUCAGAGGCAUACACUAGCCUGAGCAGGGGCUCGCACAUGGACGACCGCUACAGGACAGUUGACGGCUACAGGACCCUGGACUCUGGCUACCGGGCGCCAAGCCGCCAGCAGCUUGACCCGUAUGCAGCACAGCCCCAGGUGAGCCGUGGAAUGAGGGCCUUGGGCUCAGCGUUGGAGGUGCGGUACGGCCACGGCCACUACGGCCUGGAGGAUGACCAGCGCAGUGUAGGAUAUGACGACUAUGGCAUGGGGCCUCCACCCAUGCACCCUGGGGGCUAUGGUACCAUGCCACGCCUAGGGCCCGGCACCGGUGGUAUGGACAGACGGAGACUCAGGAGCUGUGAGGAUACUUUGGACGGCAACAUGGGAGGAGUUGAUCCGUAUACCUGGGAUGUUUCCAUGCCAAUGGAGAGGGGGAGCAUGGCUUCACUGGACAGCACACUGAGGAAGGCUCCGCCUGGUUCGUGGAGACAGCCAGAGCUGCCGGAGGUCAUCGCCAUGUUGAACUACCGUCUGGACCCUGUCAAGACAAACGCUGCCGCAUUCCUCCAGCAUCUCACAUUCAAAAACGAUAAGGUCAAGUCAGAGGUGCGUCGUCUAAAGGGCAUCCCAUCCUUGGUGUCACUGCUGGACCACCCCAGCAAGGAUGUGCACCACUCGGCCUGUGGAGCACUGAAGAACAUUUCAUAUGGGCGAGAUCAAGAAAACAAGAUUGCCAUCAAGAACUGCGAUGGAGUCCCCGCGCUGGUCAGGUUACUUAGAAAGACCCACGACCAGGACCUCACUGACACUAUAACAGGCACCUUGUGGAACCUUUCAUCCCAUGACUCAGUAAAGAUGGAGAUUGUGGACCACGCCCUGCAUGCCCUGGCUGACGAGGUGGUCGUUCCUCACUCUGGCUGGGAGCGAGGGAGCAAUGGAGGAGAGGAGAGCUGCAAACCACGCCAUCUGGAGUGGGAAACCGCCUUGACCAAUACUGCUGGUUGCCUUAGGAAUGUGAGUUCAGAACGCAGCGAGGCCAGGAGAAAGUUGAGAGAAUGCACAGGAUUGGUGGAUUCACUCAUGUACGUUGUGCAAUCACAAAUCAACCGCAAAGAUGUGGAUAACAAGUUGGUGGAGAACUGUGUCUGCCUCCUGAGGAAUCUGUCCUAUCACGUUCACCGGGAAGUCCCCGGCAGUGAGCGCUACGCAGAGACCACACCCCUCAACCAGGGGCCUGCCCCCGCUAACAAAGGAGGCUGCUUUGGCUCUCGAAAGGGCAAAGAUGAGUGGUUUUCAAAAGGAAAGAAGGAUGGAGAUGAUGGGAGUGGAGAUCAAGUCGACAUUCCAAAGAGGACAACACCUGCCAAAGGUUACGAGCUGUUGUUCCAACCAGAGGUGGUUCGUGUUUACACAUCGCUGCUCCGAGAGAGCAAGAACCCCUCGGUGCUUGAGGCCGCUGCCGGUGCCAUCCAGAACCUGUGUGCCGGCCGAUGGGCUUAUGGUCGGUAUAUCAGGGCUACUGUGCGUCUGGAGAAGGGUCUUCCCAUGAUGGCAGAGCUACUGGCUCAUGGCAAUGACCGUGUGGUUCGGGCAAUGUCCGGGGCCUUGAGGAACCUCUCCAUCGACAACCGUAACUGCCAACUGCUCGGUUUGCAUGCAGUGCCUCACCUUGUGGCCAACCUGCCUGGAGGCCAGAAUCAGUCUGGUCGCACUCUAUCAGAGGAGACUGUGGUGUCUGUAUUGAGCACACUCACUGAGGUGCUAGGCAACAAUGUGGAAGCAGCAAAGACCCUCCGAGCCUCGCAGGGCAUUGAGAGGCUGGUGCUUAUCAACAAGGAUGGCAAGCGCUCAGAGCGUGAGGUGCGGGGGGCCGGCCAAGUGCUGCAGCUUGUCUGGGCCCACAAAGAGCUGCGCAAGCCUCUUGAGAAAGAUGGCUGGAAGAAGACUGAUUUCAUGGUCAAUCUCAGCACCACAAACGGCCCGAGCACACGAGCCAACGGUACCUAUGAAGACAGCACCACGCCACUGCUAGACAGAGGGGAAAAGAGGGACAUGAUUCCACUAAAUGACCUCGGCCCUGAUGCCUACUCUACACUGGACCAAAGGGAGAGGAGACACACUCUGGAUGAAACCACAGACACAUUGCCGCGAGGGGUGUAUGGGGGCAGAAAGGGCUCCUUGCCCCUGUUGGACUCCUACGAUGAAAAACUGAUAGUGUGCAUCACCCAGACUGGGCCAUCCCUGCCCUACCACUGCUACUGAGGAGAGAAGAUCCAGAUGCACAGACUCUCUCCCUCUCGUCCCC
This is a messenger RNA of Etheostoma spectabile (orangethroat darter), 3224 nucleotides long. RefSeq names its product catenin delta-1. NCBI's taxonomy places the organism in Eukaryota, Metazoa, Chordata, Actinopteri, Perciformes, Percidae. The record is from RefSeq and is a predicted model, not a curated record. The coding region runs from base 380 to 3181 and encodes 933 amino acids. Gene Ontology annotation, cellular component: cytoplasm; nucleus; adherens junction. Gene Ontology annotation, biological process: cell-cell adhesion. The transcript is spliced from 22 exons. Gene Ontology annotation, molecular function: protein binding.